AUGCAGGGCGGACUUCUGUCCACGCAGCCUUCGCUCUGUGCUAGCAGCAGCAGCCUCCAUGGCUCCUGGUGCUCCCCCCUCGAGGACGCCAUCUCCCACAUGGUCGUACGGGCCGAUGACCUCCUCUCCUUCAUCGACUUCGCCGAGCUUGACGUCGAUCUUGACGACCAACACUGCCUGGCAGCUUCGCCAGCGAUGCAGGACAUGGCAGUAGCGGCAGCUGCUCGGGAGCUACCGGAGGUCGACGACGCACCAGCCUCCCCAGCCAUCGCGGCUGCUCAGCCAGGCGCGGUGGUCCGACCGCAAGAGCUUGCGCUGGCCGAGGACAAGACAAGGAGGAACUACACCAAACAAGCUUGCUUGGCGUGCAAGCGGAAGAAGCAGAAGUGCGAGGAAGGGAGGCCGUGCCAUCGCUGCAUCAACGGGCUGAGGACAUGUACGGACGUGGCACCGCGUCAGCGGAGGAGGCGGAGGGCGUGGGCUCGAGGAGUAACGCAAGGCUAG
Guillardia theta CCMP2712 is the source of this 504-nucleotide messenger RNA. RefSeq lists its product as hypothetical. Gene Ontology annotation, biological process: regulation of DNA-templated transcription. The record is from RefSeq and is a predicted model, not a curated record. Bases 1 to 504 code for a protein of 167 amino acids. The transcript has a single exon. Gene Ontology annotation, molecular function: DNA-binding transcription factor activity, RNA polymerase II-specific; zinc ion binding. Lineage: Eukaryota; Cryptophyceae; Pyrenomonadales; Geminigeraceae.